AUGAUCUCCGACGAUGAUCUCUACCGCCUCGCCAUCUUCCUUGGCUCCUGCGCCAUGAUGAUGAUUGUCCUAUACCACUUCCUCGAUGUCAAUUCCAGCGAGGAGGAACCAGAGACUACCGAAUCAGCAACCCAAAUGAAGGCUGAGGAGGCUGUGCCAGUGGUAUCCACAGACAGGGGGUCAGUUUCAGGGAAGGGGAAUUGA
Molecule: messenger RNA, 204 nt
Organism: Penicillium robsamsonii
Lineage: Eukaryota; Fungi; Ascomycota; Eurotiomycetes; Eurotiales; Aspergillaceae
Product: dolichyl-diphosphooligosaccharide--protein glycosyltransferase subunit 4
Exons: 1
Coding region: 1-204 (67 amino acids)
Cellular component (GO): oligosaccharyltransferase complex
Source: RefSeq, a predicted model, not a curated record